Messenger RNA from Leptopilina heterotoma, 1828 nucleotides. Its product is annotated as pickpocket protein 28-like. Gene Ontology annotation, cellular component: membrane. Gene Ontology annotation, molecular function: ligand-gated sodium channel activity. The transcript has 12 exons. The coding region runs from base 1 to 1800 and encodes 599 amino acids. Gene Ontology annotation, biological process: sodium ion transmembrane transport. NCBI's taxonomy places the organism in Eukaryota, Metazoa, Arthropoda, Insecta, Hymenoptera, Figitidae. The record is from RefSeq and is a predicted model, not a curated record.
AUGAUGCAAAAUGUUAAAAAUCAGAGAGCAAUUAAAAAUAGUUGCAGUCAAACUGAAAAUUUAUGUAGACUUCCAACACGAAAAAGAAAAUAUUAUCGUCAGAGUAAAAAAAGUUUGGGAACAAAUUUCCAUAGUUUUUGUGAGAAUACUAGUCUUCAUGGCUUUCAUUACAUUACUUCGGAAAAUACGAGUAUUAAGGAAAGAGUUAUUUGGUCUGUGGUUUGCUUAAUGUGUUUAUUGAUUGCAUUCGGUAUGAUGUUUCUCAUUAUGUAUCGAUAUUUAAAAACACCAACAACAACGACAAUUGAAACAACUGCUUAUCCAAUUUGGGAUAUUGAAUUUCCUGCUAUUACUAUUUGUAAUCAUAAUAAAGUGUAUCUUCCAGCGGCUAUUAAUAUCACAAAUACUUUGUUAGAGAAGGGUAUUAAGCAAGAGGAAAUCGAUACUUUUAUCGAUUUACUGCCGCAAUUAAUUAGACCCUCAUUACAAAAAGGAAAUUCUCAAAGGGAAACAAAUUUGUCUACGAUUUUGGAUCGAAUCGGAAAAACGUGGGAAGAACUUAUGUUUGACUUGAUGCAGCCUUGUAGUAGAAUGCUUCGUAUUUGCAUUUGGCUUGAUAAAGAAUACGAUUGUGAUAAAAUUUUUAAACCCACAAAAUCGAGCGAGGGAUUCUGUUGUUCCUUUAAUUAUCACGUGAGACAUAAGAAAACUUUAAACGUUGAUAAUUCCACUGAAGAAAAUGCAAAUUUGAAUAAAACUAAAGAAGAGGAACUGCCAGGCGUUGAUGAAAUUCAAUCCGUGCCCGGUGCUGGCAGAGAUUUAGGUCUAACAGUGCAUUUUGAUCUUGAAAGUGAAUAUUAUAGAGGCAGCAUAAGACCAUACAUUGGAGCAUCAAUUUUGGUUCAUCAUCCAAAUGAAUUUCCUGAAGUUGAUUUGCGAUCAGUUAUUAUUCAGCCAACUCAAGAAGUUACUGUUUUACUGUCGGGAACAGUUGUUGAGAGUGAACCGGGCGUUCGCUAUUUGCCAGUGGAAUUGAGAAAUUGUUUAUUUAAAGACGAGAAAAAGCUGGAUAUUAGCUCUACUUAUGGAUAUCAAUCUUGCGUCUCGCAAUGUAGAAUACAAUUUAUUGUGACUAAUUGUAAAUGUAGUCCAUUCUACUAUCCUAAAAUUUAUCGCAAUGUAAGAACUUGUGGGCUUGAAGACAUUAAAUGUUUACAAUCAAUAAGAAAAAAUAUUUCCGAACUGCAAACAGUUAGUGAUGUGAAAGCUUUUGAAGCGAGUACUACAGAAGAAAUCCCCGAAGAAUUUUCGGAAGAAGCAGAUUGCAAUAAUUGCUUUCCUCUAUGCAGUGAUAAUUGGUACACUUUGGACACUGAAAGCGCUUUUAUGGAAUCAUUUCCCAAUAACAUGAUUUUAUUAAAUGGUUUGAAUAUCAAUAAAACUUCUACGGCUCUGAUAUAUUUUCGUGAUAUUACUUGUAUAAAAUAUAAAAGAGGCAAAUGGAAAUCUUGGAACGAUUUAGUUGCGUCACUUGGCGGUAUUUUGGGCCUAUGCGUUGGAGGUUCCUUUGUCAGUGUGGUAGAAGUAAUUUAUUUUUUCAUCAUAAACCGAUGUUUUAGAAAGGGAUCGAAAAAAUCUUCUCAAUUGUUUGUUAUGAGUUCAAGUGCUUCAUCAAACGUUGAUCAAUCAAAGAGAUCGGAAAAUAAAAAUAAUAUUUUCUUCGUUGAGAAAAAAAUUUCCCCUUCUGCGAAAUUAAAUAAUUCGGAUGAAAUUCUUCAGUGCAAUAUUUUAACUGAAUAAUGGUGGCAUCUACCAUUCAUGUCUAAUU